UCCGUCAGGCCAGAGCGACAGCGCUACCCCUCCACCCUCGCAAGCCGGCGGAGAAAAGAGGACAGGGAACACGCAGGAAGAGGGGAAAAGGUGUGUGCAGAGAGGAGGGGCAGGGCCAGGGGGGAAAAGAAGGUAACCUACACCGGGAAAUAUACCCACAGUCUGCGGACCCGGAUAGCGAAGGAGAGCGAGAGCAGAAGGGAGAGGGAAAAAGGAGAGAAAGACAAGGAGGGGGAAAUGCCUGCAGAAUGAAGAGGACUGGGAGAGCCCUUACCAUGCCCGGGUGCGGCACUGCGGCCUGUGCUCUGCUCCUCCUGUUCGGGCUGCGUGCUCUGGCCGUCUGUCCCCACGCCUGCUCCUGCACACGCACGCACAGGGUGGUGGACUGCUCCAGCCGCGGCCUGAGCCAGCUGCCCGAGGGCCUGCAGCACAACAUCCGCUCGCUCAACCUGUCCCGAAACCGGCUGCAGGACCUGGACGGGCUCCUGGGCCACUUCGCCCACCUGCGCACCCUGGACAUUUCCCACAACCAGCUGCCCCGCAUGCCCAGCCGGCUCCCCCGGGCGCUCUGGGAGAUCCUGGCGUCGGGCAACCGGCUGCGCUCCCUCGAGAAGAACGACACGGCGUACCAGUGGAACCUGCGGGCGCUGGACCUGUCCGCCAACGGGCUGGAGCGGGUGGUCUUCAUCAACAACACCCUCCCCGACCUGCGUCUGCUCAACCUCAGCCACAACAAGUUUUGGACCGUGCCCACCAACAUGCCGUCCAACCUGGAGACGGUCGACCUCUCCCACAACUUCCUGGUGCAGAUCCUCCCGGGCUCGCUCGACCGGCUGCCCCGGUUGAGCCGCUUCUACCUGCACGGGAACCGCUUCUCGUCCGUCGGAGAGCCCGCCUUCGGUCGGCUGGACGGGCUGCGGCUCAUCACCCUGGACGACAACCCCUGGGCGUGCGAGGAUGAGGAGAACAUGACGGGCCUGCUGGCCUGGACGCACCAGACCUCCGCCCGUGUGCUGGGCUGCCCCUGCCACACCCACCACGUCUGCGGGGAGGCCCGCCCGGGCAGCACCGGGGCCUGGCGCUACGCGUCCUACACCCAGCGCCCGCUGGGGGCCGGGAACCGGCAGGCGGGUCGCCUGCCCCUGGAGGCCGUGACCUCUGGAGGAUGGUCCUCGCUCGGGCAGCCGGACGACAACGACACCUCCAACUUUUCCCUGCCGGCAAACCACCUCCUUUUCGGGGGCGGCUUCUCCACUGCCGGCACGAGCACCACGAGCACCACGCCGCGGUCCAGGAAGGCCAACAAGGCCAAGACGGGGGGAGUCAGAGGCACGAACCUGGGGCUCCGGACCUGCGCCCCACACGCCCUCCUUCUGAACGUUUUACUGGCGACCGUCGUCUACAGUGUGCUUUGA
Messenger RNA from Conger conger (European conger), 1415 nucleotides. RefSeq names its product oligodendrocyte-myelin glycoprotein-like. Gene Ontology annotation, molecular function: protein binding. NCBI's taxonomy places the organism in Eukaryota, Metazoa, Chordata, Actinopteri, Anguilliformes, Congridae. Gene Ontology annotation, biological process: neuron projection regeneration. Bases 249 to 1415 code for a protein of 388 amino acids. The transcript is spliced from 2 exons. The record is from RefSeq and is a predicted model, not a curated record.